AUGGAACAGUUGACGCAAUUCGUGUCCAAAUCCUUCCAACAAAAUCCGCGCGAAAUUCGACUUUCAAACUCAAACGCCUCCCCAACGCCUCCCACGCCCCCCUCACACCCGUCGCUGCCUCCGCCGCCGAUCUUCCGCUGCCCCGCGCGCUCGGCCCUCCACUCCGUCGUCGACCGCCUCAACGGAGUGUUUGUGCCGCAGUGGCCGCUCUUCCGGCCUUCCGUUCCGCCGCCGCCUCUCGCGGCCGACGACCGACUGUCGCCUCAAUUGCGCAGCGAUUCCGUGACGUCGGAAGCGGGGGAGACGGCCGACGACACGGCGGACGACACGGACAACAGCGCCGGUAAGCGAUUAAACGCAACUCUCGUUCGACACGUCCGGCGCUCGUUUGGCGUUCGCUCGUCACGCGCGCGCUCCGGACGUGACUCUCUCUCGGAAAUUGAACUCAUUUUUCACGCGCUUUCAGGAGAAACCAAACUCGAGCCUCAGAUGUCGAGCGGCGCACAACUCGAGCCCAAAAGCGAGUCGCGAGUCGCGGAGGACUCGGGCGGCGGCGGCAAAGGCGUGAAGCAGCGGCGCUCGCGGACCAACUUCACGCUGGAUCAGCUGAACGAGUUGGAGCGCCUCUUCGACGAGACCCACUAUCCCGACGCCUUUAUGCGCGAAGAGCUGUCGCAACGCUUGGGUCUGUCGGAGGCACGGGUUCAGGUCUGGUUUCAGAACAGAAGAGCCAAAUGCAGAAAACACGAAAGUCAGAUCCAAAAGAGUGAGCCCUUCUUCAUCCCCUCUCGCGAAACCCCCACUAAUCCAAUUACCGCCACAGACCUAAUCAUGGCCGCCACCACUCCCAUCGAGUCGUCCCGCAUCGCGCCCUACAUCUCCGUCACGUCGUCGCCCACGCCGCGCAUCGCACCGCCGCCGCCGCCGCACCCGCACGUCGACCGCCUGUCCGCGCUGUCGGCCGCGCACUACCUGCCCUGCCUGUCCGCCACGUCGGCCGAACUGCUGCAGCACUACGCGGCCGCCGUCGCCGCCUCGCAACAGCCCUUCCUGGCGAUGGGCGCACACGCCUACCCGGCCUUCAGUCUGUCGGCGCUGUUGGCCAGCGAGCGCCUGAACUCGAAGAACUCGUCGAUCGCGGACUUGAGACUCAAGGCUCAGAAGCAUUCGGCGGCUCUCGGCUUAUGA
Oppiella nova is the source of this 1188-nucleotide messenger RNA. NCBI's taxonomy places the organism in Eukaryota, Metazoa, Arthropoda, Arachnida, Sarcoptiformes, Oppiidae. The record is from the annotation of a GenBank genome assembly.